Gilbertella persicaria is the source of this 1230-nucleotide messenger RNA. RefSeq names its product nucleotide-diphospho-sugar transferase. Gene Ontology annotation, cellular component: Golgi apparatus; membrane. The transcript has 5 exons. The record is from RefSeq and is a predicted model, not a curated record. Gene Ontology annotation, biological process: protein N-linked glycosylation; protein O-linked glycosylation; cell wall mannoprotein biosynthetic process. Gene Ontology annotation, molecular function: alpha-1,2-mannosyltransferase activity. The coding region runs from base 1 to 1230 and encodes 409 amino acids. NCBI's taxonomy places the organism in Eukaryota, Fungi, Mucoromycota, Mucoromycetes, Mucorales, Choanephoraceae.
AUGAAAAGACUUGUAAAAAUAAUUGUAUCAGUGAUUUUGAUCAGUGUUGCCUUGGUGGCAUUAGUACACAAAACUUCUCCUGAUGUCUCUUAUGACUUGGAUUUACUAAACAGGUUCUGUCAGUCAAAAGAAAGUAACAAAGUAAACUAUCUAUUUGAACACACAGAAAGUGAUCGACAUCUCAAGAGUAAUGUAUGGGAUGGUGUGCCUGUCAAAGGUGCAAUAUAUAUGUUUGUCAGAAACGAGCAACUGCAAGAUGCCCGUGCCACAAUGCGCAGUAUUGAGGAUCGAUUUAAUAGUCAACAGGUCAAUGGGAGUUAUCCUUGGAUCUUUUUAAAUCACCAGAGAUUUACGCCUGAAUUUAUCAAAUAUAUUAGAAAAGUCGCCAAUGAUCCAGAUCAAGUAUAUUUUGGGCGUGUUGAUCUAGAAGCGUGGCAUUAUCCAGCCUGGAUUGACUCACAUCGAGCUGAAAAUGCUGUGAAGCGAAUGGUUGCUUUAGGCAUCCAAAACUCAUAUAGUCUAUAUCAUCGUCAACGUAUGAGAUAUCAAACAGGCUUGUUUUUUCAUCAUUCAUUGUUUGAUACAGUGGAAUAUGUAUGGCGUGUAGAGGCAGGCACUGUGUAUGCAUGUGAUAUGUUGUCUUCUGUGCAUGACCCCUUUGUAGCCAUGAAAUUAGGGAAUAGGAAAUUAGGAUUUACUGUUACGAUGAAGGAGAACCCUGGUUCUGUGUUUAGUCUAUGGCCAGCUUCACUACAAUACAUUCGAGAGAAUGCAAACAUGAUUGUGCCUAUUGAAGACGGCAUUAUGCCUUGGCUUAUGAACCGAAAACAUGAAUACAAUUUCUGUUAUAUAUGGCCAGACCAAGAGUUAGUCAGUAUAGCGUAUUUAAGAUCCGAGGAAUACAAGGCCUAUUUUCAUUAUCUUGACCUUGUGGGUGGUUUCUUUUACGAAAGAUGGACAGAUGGAUCAGCAAAGACAAUUGCAGCAGCCAUGUUUUUAAAAAAGAAAGAAAUCAAGUUCUUUAAUAAUAUUGGAUUUACAGAUGCUGCUGCUACUCAUUGUCCUUUUGGAAGUAAACUUAUGGACCGAUGUACAUGUGAUUACCAAGAGAAUUAUAAUUUCAAAAGAAACAGUUGUACUAUUAAUUUACUUCGAUACAUUGAUCCACCCGCUAUCGAAAAUAUGGUUUCUUUUGCCAAACAAAAAUUGAUACAAGAAGAGAAAAACUAA